This is a messenger RNA of Wyeomyia smithii (pitcher-plant mosquito), 3471 nucleotides long. RefSeq lists its product as uncharacterized. Gene Ontology annotation, biological process: protein targeting; protein import. Gene Ontology annotation, molecular function: ABC-type protein transporter activity; ATP binding. The record is from RefSeq and is a predicted model, not a curated record. Gene Ontology annotation, cellular component: membrane. NCBI's taxonomy places the organism in Eukaryota, Metazoa, Arthropoda, Insecta, Diptera, Culicidae.
AUGGAUAUCCCUAAUUCUAGCGCACUGAACGAAACCCAAAGCUCUAAAAACCGCAGAAUCAGUCCGAAAGAUGGAACUUGUACUGGCAGAACUUGUAUUGAAAAUUCCGAAGAAACUAGUGAAGCAGAAAUGGACAAUAAAUAUAUCGAUACAAUUCCGACAGAGAGACAAAGAGAAAUUUCAUCAGAAACAGCCGUUAUGGAAGAAACGGUGGAUAAAUUAAAAGUGGACAAACUACCAGAAGCUACAGUACAGAUUUCAGGCGUAGCUAGGCAUAUCACAGAUGCACCGAACCAGUUGAAGAAGAAUGGCAAGUUUGGAAUGGAAAACAGCAGAGCACGGGAAAGAGCCGAAGCUCGCAGUAUUGCGAGAGAUAGUAGGUUAACUCGUUUUGGCCAUCGCCCGGUUAAAACAGACAGUGAGGAACUAAUUAAAGGUUUGCGUAAAACGCUUGACAAAUGUACUACCGGUUACAGAAAACAACUGAUAGAAAAAGCACCAAUCUGUUUACAUAACACUCUCGGUAAAAUCUGCAACGAUCGAAUUUUGUUCAUUCAAACCGCCGAUAUCAAAUUGUUCUCAGACAUGACGGGAGUUUUGAAAGAAAGUCUGUUCCAGAAACCAUUACCGACCUUGCCACUCGGUGGACAAAUCAAUAAGCUGCUUUCAGUUAAACCUCAAACCAAUCCAAUCUACUACUUUUUGGCUGAAAGUUUGGAGGAGUUGAUAGUUGAAAUCAGUAGCAAAACAGAUCAUACUGUAGAAGAUCUACUAACCAGUAACCAUUCCGGAUGGCAUCUAAUCGAGAAAAUUGACUGGAAGUUGGAAAAUGCUUUAACAAAGUGUCUGGAGCGGGAAUAUUUUUUCAUUUUCACACUGUUGAAGCAUUUCGAUUUCGGUUCCGAAAGUACAAAAAAGCCUUUCGAUUACACUGUCAAACUGCUCGAAGAACCAAAGCAACAAUCAUCUUGGAGACAACUUUUGAGAGGUACGAAAAAGAUGCUCGGUUACCAGGAAGCAACGAAAAACUCACUGAACAUUACUGAUGAAAAGUAUGUUUGGUACUGUUUGCUUGAUGAUGUUCUUGAUCAUAUUUUACCAUCUGAUUAUAAGUUCCACUGUUUUGAGAAGAUAAUCCAAGGUUACAAGGACUUUUUGAUUAAAGCUGAACGAGGUCAGCUGGAGACACUGCGAGUCAUGACACACAAUACAGCUCGAUUCAUCAUACUAACUAUGGCCUACAGGAGACAUCAUAGCCGGAAUGUGUUUUCUAAAAUCUGCUUGGUUGAAAUGGCAUCACUGAAGACGGCUCUACUGGAAACUGUUUCAGUUGUAUUGGACAAAAAUGUUCCCCCGAAAUCGGUGGUAUCCUUCUUCUGAUCAUACAGUGAUCUUUUGGUAGAUUUGAAUGAUAUCCAAUUCGAUUGGUUCGUUAAAGCCAUUACCGAUGCCAGUAUGAACCCACUAGUUGAUUUGAAACUGAUCGAAUUGGUUGAUAACAAAUGGGCAGCUACAGUGAAUGAAACCUAUCGUGUCACAGCAGUGGAAAGAUUUGCUAAAGCAGUACCAGCACUUUUUGAAGCUUGUUUAUGUCCAAAGCAUUACAUCCUUGACAUACUACUGACUCUACUGUCGUACAUCAAAAACCAGCUGGUAAAAGCAAACUGGCAGUCAGACGACCAGUUGUCCGAAGUAGAACAAAUCUCCACAACCAACGAACUGAUCUUUGCCGUGCGAAACUCGUUUUUGUACCUCAGCGAACAACCCGAGUAUGUGUCUUUUGAGAUGUUCCACGAUGAACUUGUAAAACCCUUCGCCAGUGCUGUAAAUAACAGUAGCUCCCAUCGGGACUUUACAAAUCGCAUCACCCUCAUUAAGGAGUCGUUUUGGUAUAUUCGGAAGCAAAGCGAAAUGGCCAUCGAUCAAGCCCUGGAGUUAUUCGACGAUUUGAACAGCGAAUCCGAUAGAGAGUUGUUGCUUUCUGUGUACCAAACAUACGCUGAUUAUUUUCAGCGCUUCAUGAAUUUAUCCAGCGAUGAAUAUAUCACAAAAGCAACACAAACCGCAGAAAAAGUAUUAAAACUUCCAUUCAAGAAGCCGCACGCCAAGUGGGAUAAUGUACAUAAAACAGAAAAAAUACCAGAAAUGCUGGCUGGACUGGCAGCUGUUUGGUCUAUUUUAGUAUCGAAAGAUGUAUCCAGUACCGGAAAGUAUUUGACUCCACAUAGUAUCCAGAUUCUAUGCAUUUUGCGAUUGUUCAGCGUUGAUCGAACAACUGAAGGCGUGAUAAACCAUCUGGCGCAGGUUCUCACUGGACAGGGUAAAUCUUUGGUCCUGGGCCUAACGGCUGCUCUACUGGCAUUGACCGGUCAUCGGCCUCGUGUAGUUUGCUAUAACGAAUACUUGGUGUCGAGAGAUAAAAAAGAUUUCAAGCAAUUUUUCUCCACAUUUGGGAUCGACCCCUCAAUUUUCUACGGUACCUUCGACGAAAUGGCGAACGAUUUGAUAAACCCUGUUGUUGACGGCAAACACAUGGGAUUGCGAGAUUUACUUGAACAGAUGCUUCUAGGUGUUGAUCAAUCGAAAGGUAAGCUAGUUGCUGAAGAUAUGCGCAACUCGGUUCUUCUCAUAGAUGAAGUGGAUGUUUUCUUCACGGCUGAAUUCUUUGGAAACGAAACCAAUUACGGAUACCUCUCUCUGAAGUGCGGCCGAAUUUCAUACGCAAUCCUCCCGGAAUGUUACCCCCUCAUUCUGGGUGUUUCCGGUACGAUAGCUGACCUUAAUCAGUGCGAAAAACAGACAAUUGAGAAUCUGUACAACAUACGUAAAUCGUCUAUAAUGCCAACAUUUUUCGGAGGUUCUAAUCUUCGCUUCAACCAAACCGAUGAUUUUCGAGUGUUGACAAGCGUCAUAAAAUGGGAGACUGAAAUCUUCGCUCGAGUCAACGCCAUACUGGGAGAGAACCGAUCUGUGCUUGUGUUUUUCGAUUCCGAAACUCCCCUGAAUAGAUUUCACGCCGAAUAUUGUGGCCAGUUCGAUAGGCUGAAUGUGCUGACACUGAAUACGGAACCAGCUCGGAUGAGGCAGUACAUUGAGGGAGCAGGUGUGGCCAAAACUGUUACAUUGGCGACAGCUGCCAUGGGACGGGGUGUCGACUAUAAGUCUAGUGUAGCAAUCGAAAAACGUGGAGGAUUGCAUGUUAUUCAGAAGUUUUUCUCGCUUGAUGUUAAGGAGGUAACACAAAUCAAAGGCCGAACAGCUAGAAAGGACAACCGUGGAAGUUACGAGUUGAUUGUUUGUCAAGAACAUCUGAGCGAUUUGGAGGCAGUACCUGCGGACUACCGUAAUCUUCAAGCAAAGCGACUCAGUCGGGCUUUAACGGAUAAUGAAAAGCUUUUGAACACUAUUGACGGCUAUAAAAAUGAUCAUAAAAUUACCAUGGAUUAUAUGAAAUCUUUCUUCAAACACUAA